AGUGAGAGAAAGUCCGGCGCGAGAGGUGGAUGUGCCGAGAGACCGUGUUCAGUGUCAGAGAGUUAUCGCUCAGCUACAGUCGCUUGUGUGCAAUUAUUGCUUCACAGAACUUUUCCGCAAGUGAGAGAGGCCGAUUUUUAACGGAAAAAAAUAUUCUUUCAAAUCCUCUGUUCUGGAAAAGUCACUUUGAUGGGAUUUUUCAGUUAGACGGAAAAAAAAACAUUUGUGUGUGACGGUUGGAAAAAAAAUCUUCCAAUAUAUGCAUGAAAUUUUAUAUAGGAAGUGAUUUUCCCAACGAAGGUUUCCCCGCAAGAUUUUUCCCGACUGUGCACGAAAAUAAACCAACUCAAGGACUCUUAAAAGUUCAAUUUUUGCUACAUAUAUUCACUUCCCAGUGUAUUUAGCCUUGACAUUGAGUUUGUAAGUAUAUGCGCGCGUGUUUUCGUGCGUGAGUGUGUCCCACGUGUCACUGUGCUCACACAAUGUGUCCCAAAAUUCAAAAUUAAAGGUUUCCUUGUGCAAAAGAAGUAGUAAAAGUAACAGGAUGAUCUACGCGCCAAUUACAAGAUAUUGCAAAUUGAAUUUGUAGAAAAUUGUACAAGUGUUGUAAUCAGAAUGGAAUAUGAAUAAACAAUUAAUUUAAAAAAAAAAUUAAAAGAAAAUAUUUUUAUCUGUAUGUGUUGUGAAGAAGAUUUCAGAGACGAUUUCUGUGAUAAUUUCCGCGAUCAGCGAACAAAAUAAGCGCGACAGAGUUCAAGGUGGGUCAUUUUCGGGUGUAUAUUUUGCGUUGUGGUCGCCUUGAGGCCUCACCAUCGCAGUGUGUAAACCUUGAACCCCGCACGGAAUGUCCGGCUGAGAUACAAGUUUAAAUAUAUUCCGUUUGUCCUCAUAUCAUCAGAAGCUCCUUAACGACUCGUUAACAUAACGACUCCUUAAGCCUUUAGGCGUGGAAGAAGGAUUCAGUGCAGUGGAAUGAAGGAUAGUGUGUGGAUUACGUUAGAAACCUUCAUUAUGUGCUUCUUAGUGGAUUCAGUGUAGAGCCUUAUCACGUUAAUGGACAAUGCAGAGUGUCCCAAAGGACGAUUGUGAGGUUAAGACUGUCCUGUUGACGGGACCACCGGACUCAAAGGUGAUCCUAUCGCCUCGUGUUGAGUUUCACAGAGUUAAAAUGCCCGAACCAACAACAUCCACCCCCCAGCUGGUAUUGGCACGUAGUCAACCAGUUGUGGUGCGUUCGGAGGCACUACCCCCACCCCCACCCCCGCAUCAAGUACGCGUAAUCCGGGAUGGGCGCCUCUAUGAGGAGGCACAGAAAGAUCGUCCGUCGGUCUUUCGGACACCCGUUGUUUCAAGUACCAGCCAACCGAUGAGACCACCACCCCCGCCACCACCGCUCAAGACCAAGACAGCUCCUGAGGAACCAUCGAGCUCCAUACCAGAUCUAGAAUUUGACGGAACGACGGUUCUAUGUCGAGUUUGUGGUGACAAAGCUUCUGGUUUUCACUAUGGCGUCCAUUCUUGUGAGGGUUGCAAGGGCUUCUUUCGGCGAUCGAUUCAGCAGAAGAUUCAGUAUCGGCCAUGCACGAAAAAUCAACAGUGCAGCAUCCUGAGGAUCAAUCGCAACAGAUGUCAGUAUUGUCGCCUCAAGAAAUGCAUCGCAGUUGGCAUGAGUCGAGAUGCCGUGAGGUUUGGAAGGGUGCCGAAGCGCGAAAAGGCACGCAUCCUUGCGGCCAUGCAGCAAAGUACCCAGAAUCGGGGGCAGCAGAGGGCCCUUGCAACAGAGUUGGAUGAUCAACCGAGACUCCUUGCGGCCGUCCUGAGAGCUCACAUGGAAACGUGUGAAUUCACAAAAGAGAAGGUUGCAACAAUGCGUCAGAGGGCCCGGGAGUGUCCAUCCUACUCCAUGCCCACACUGGCUUGUCCGUUAAAUCCAGCCCCAGAACUUCAGUCUGAGCAGGAGUUCAGUCAGCGUUUUGCCCACGUAAUUCGUGGUGUAAUUGACUUUGCCGGUAUGAUUCCGGGCUUUCAGUUGCUCACGCAAGAUGAUAAGUUUACACUGCUCAAGGCAGGCUUAUUUGAUGCCCUCUUUGUACGGCUGAUCUGUAUGUUUGACAGCUCGAUAAAUAGUAUAAUUUGCCUCAAUGGGCAAGUUAUGAGGCGCGAUGCUAUCCAAAAUGGCGCCAAUGCACGCUUCCUCGUUGAUAGUACGUUCAAUUUUGCCGAACGUAUGAACUCCAUGCAGCUGACAGAUGCCGAAAUUGGGCUUUUCUGUGCAAUUGUGCUCAUAACACCCGAUCGACCGGGGCUGCGGAAUGUGGAGUUAAUUGAGAAGAUGUACUCACGACUCAAGGGCUGCCUGCAGACGGUGAUUACGCAGAAGCGACCGGAUCAGCCGGAUUUUAUGGGUGAACUCCUGAAAACCCUUCCGGACUUGAGGACACUAAGUACCCUCCAUACGGAGAAAUUGGUGGUCUUCAGGACGGAGCAUAAGGAGUUGCUGCGACAGCAGAUGUGGUCAAUGGAGGAGGAGGCAAGUAAGAGCCCUGGAUCGAGUUCGUGGGGAUGCGAUAAUAGCGAAGAUGUGGCCAAAAGCCCAAUGGGUUCGGUGUCGAGUACCGAGUCGGGAGAUACAAAUUCCGAAUAUGGACAGAGUUUGUCAACAACGGCACCCCUGUUGGCUGCUACGCUAUCUGGUUGCCCGAUGCGCUAUCGCGCAAAUUCGGGUUCGUCCGAGGAUGAUCUCGUGGGUACGGCCCACCUAACGCAGAAUGGCCUCACAAUUACCCCAGUUGUCAGGUCGACGGGGCACAUUAGGUACAGAAAACUCGACAGCCCAACGGAUUCGGGUAUUGAGUCCGGCAAUGAGAAGGCAGACCAUAAAGCAAGCAGUGGAUCUAGCUGCUCAUCACCCCGUUCAUCAGUUGAAGAUGCAGCUGACGACAAGAAGUACAUGCCAGUGGAAGAUAUGCCCGUCCUCAAGAGGGUCCUACAGGCUCCACCACUCUAUGAUACAAACUCCUUAAUGGAUGAGGCAUACAAGCCGCACAAGAAGUUUCGGGCGAUGCGCCAGAAGGACGCCGAGGCGUCAGAAGCUGAACCAGUGCAGCAACAAUCGCAGCUCCAGAUGCAUUUAACGCGACCCGCCCACCAGUCUUCCCUCUCGAGUACGCAUUCCGUGCUGGCCAAGUCUCUCAUGGAGGAACCCCGAAUGACGCCGGAGCAAAUGAAGCGCACCGACAUCAUUCACAACUACAUUAAGCGCGAAUCCGCAGCUGAGGCAGCCUACCGUAGUCCCCAUCAUCCUGCUGGUGGCUUGCUGGCGUGCAGUCAGGCGUCUGCGGUGUCAACGUGCCCCUUUCCCGCCAGCCGGUGGCCCGUAAUUACAACGGCGCGCCAGCAGACACCCUCCCCAAGUGAUCCCCAUCACUACUUCCAAUCUCCCCACUCCACAUCCACCUCCCCACCGGGCCCGUCGCCCUCAUCGAGCUCCUCAUCCGCAUCACCGCGUCUCAUAGAGCUGCAGGUGGAUAUUGCGGACCCACAGCAACCGCUCAAUCUGUCCAAGAAGUCCCCGACACCACCGCCAGCUGCCAUUCAGCGUGCACCCCUCAUUGCACAGUCGGUGAGUGCCCCACCCCCACCAGCGCCCCAUAAACUCCUCCUUGAGGCUUAAGAAAAGAAAGAAAUUUGUUUAAUUUAUAAAGCAAGCCAGUGCGUGAGAGCACAACAAGAUCUCGUCCUCCAUCAUCGCAGCCAUGCUGCAUCAGUUCCCUUCGGGCUUUUGCGUCUUUUCGGUGUUUUUUCGAAAAUGGGAAAUUUCGAAAUUGUCCCGCAUCUCCCCAUUAUAAAUUUUUCCUUUUGGCAAGGUGCGGGAGGAUCAUGUGCAAUAGUGAAGUGUCGAAAUUCUCACGUUUUUGGUGCUUUCUUUGAUUCCCAUGGAAAAACAAACAAAAUGUUUAAAGUUCGAAAAGAAAAGCGAUAUCGAAAACGAAGGUUAACUGAUUGGCUGUCAAAAUUUCGAAAAUUUUUAUGGAAUGUUUUGGAAAGAAAAAAUCUUGUUUUUGAAUUUUUAUGUUCGAAAUUUUUUUUUGAUUCGAUGUGUUUUCGAAUGAAUCUGAGUUCGAAAGUUUACAGAAAGGGACUGUUUGUGUAGAAGGUUUCUAUACCAAAAACUCAAGAAAUGAGUUUGAAAGAAGAAAGAAAAUAAAACAGUUCUGGUGUUUUCGAUGUUCGAAAAUGUGCCCAAAAUGUCUUCGAAAAAAUGUUUAAAAGUGUAUUCGAAUACAUUUUUUAAUGUUUUCGAGUGCAUAUUCAAAAUUUUGUUCGAAAACACAUUUAAUAAUUUCUUCGAAUUAUAUUCGAAAAUUUAUUCGAAAAUCUGUUCGAAAACUUCCUAAACCACAAAAAUAUAAAAAUUUCGUAAAAAAUUCGAAAACAGCUGUCAACCUUCGUAUUUCGAACGAUUCGCAUUCGAACAAAUCCACGAAAAUUUCGCAAAAGCCCAAAGAAACGUAUGUCGUAUGGCUUGUACCCUCAGCAAGCCUGAAGGUACAACACACAAACACUGUAUAAAACAAACAAACUUGAUCACUUUCGAGAGCUUAGAAAAGAAACGUGGAAAUGUGUUUUGAUUUCUCCCAUUUUCCGGGGGAUUUACUUCUCUCCCCACCAAAUGACAUUCUCUCUUAAGGACCCCACGUUCUCUCGAAAAAAAAAUUAAAUUUUUAUUAUUAAUUAAUAAAAACAAACACAAAACACAACAAAAUGGUGGAGUAUUGAAAACCAAAUAAUUUAUUCGUAUUUGUAUGAUAAGAAAAAAAAUGAAUUCUUGAGAAGAAUAUUAAAAAAAAAAGAAAAAUAAUAUAAAAAACCCAAAAAAUUGCUAAAAAUAUUAUAAAAUAAAUGAUAAAAAAAAUGAAAAUUUCCUUCUCAGAAAUGCCAGAAAUCAAUUAAGAAACAGGAUUUAGGAUGAAAAUAAAAAUGAAAAACUUUUAGACAGUUUGAGAGAAAAAUAAAUGAAAAUCAGUGUUAUUAAGAAAAUCAACUUUUUAGUAAAAGAAAAAUGUGAAAAAAAAACUUUUAAACAUGGGUUACAUACAAAACUCUUUUUUUUUUCGUAGAUUGACUUGUAGUGUGAAGUUUACAAAGAAGAUGAAAAAAACAAGAACAAUACAGAAGUAAAAAUAAUAAAAAAUGAAAUAGAUGGAAAAAACAAAAAAAAAAACAGACAUAUUUAAUGCAUAAAAAAAUGAAUAAAAAAUGUGUAAAUGUGUUUAGAGUGCAUGUUUUCAAUUAAUAUCCCAUUUUUAGUGAUAAGGAAUCAAGUAUAAAUAUUUAGAAUUAUAUUUUAGAGUGGGAAAGUGGAGUGAAAAAAAAUUUUGAGGUUAUGAGGAACCAUUUUUGACGGUUUUAACGGUUAAAUGAAGUGAAAAAAAGGCAAAGCCUUCGGUAACGGAGGUGACAGCUGUUGCGGGAGGGGGGUUAAAAUGUGAGGUUAUAGGAUGUUGUUUUUUUGACAGUACAGUGAAAAAAAUAUCCAUAUUGCAUUACAAUUUAAUUAAAAAAAAGAGAAGGAUGAAAAAAACAUAAAAUAGUAGUUUAUCUUAAAUCUAUGAUAUAGCAUUAAAGGAAAGAAGAAGAAGAAAAAACCAUUUUAAGUAUAUAUUAUUGAAAAGGAAAGAAAAAAACAAUGAAGUUGCAGCGAGACAUUGAGGUUAUGUCAAAUGAAAAUGAGACAUUUUUUUGAAACUUGACAGCUCAACUUUUCAUUUUCUUUCUUCGGACAAAAAAUCACAAAAACCAACGCGAUAGAAUGUAGAGAGAAAGAGAGAGAAAAUGGUGAAGAAAAUGUUUGAAAAUCAGUCUCACAAACUCAAAUGAAAAUCUACAAAAAAUCCUCCCUUAAAAUCCAAUAAAUAAAUUAAGGAAGAAAACAACAUUUUUUUUUUUGAGGUUAGAAACAAGCAAACACAGCAAAAAUGGCGGAGGAGGAAGAGAAAGAUCUCUACAGAGAGAGAAUUUGCGAUGAAAAAAUAACUCGUAGGAUUGUUUUUUUUUUAUUAGUUUGUUAAACUAUGUUUUUUUCUUAAUUUUAUAAUUUAAAAAAAAAUUGAGAAAUUUUCUUAUUAAUUAUUGUAUAAUGGACACAAAAAGAACUGAUUUUUUUUCUUUUUAGUUUUAUGUUUUAAUAAUGAGUUUUUUUUUUAAUGGGGAGGACUUCUACAAAUGUUGAGAUUUUUUUUUAGGAAAAAUGAAAAAAAAAACUACCUAUAAUUAUUUCACAUUUUUCUCGAUAGCUCAUCAAGAAAUAAAAGAAAAAACAUUUUUUUUUAAUUUAGUAGCUCCGCAUAGGAUUUUUAUUUUCUAGAAGAAGACAGAGUUUAAAUUCUUUUCAUUUUAUUUAGUUUUAUAAAUACAUUUUUAAUAGAAAUAUUUACAAUGAAAUAAAAAGAAAAAAAACACAAAAAAGAUCAUCAAGAGAAAGUGAAAAAGUUAUUUAAGUGAGAGAAAGGAUCAGAGUUAGAUAAAAAAUAAAAAAAAGAGAAAAAAAAUUAAAUGAGAAAGAAAAAAUGAGUAAAGAUACAAAAAAAAUGUGCGAUUUUAAUAAUUUAAUGUGUAAUAUAUAUUGAGAGAUAAAAACACUAUAUGUUAAUGAGAAAAAAAUUUAAUUAUAGGAAGUAUAAUUAUAAAAGAAAAAACAAAUACUAUAUUAAUUAUUGAUAAAAAUAAAAAUCAAAUAAACAAAAUUUUUAGGAUCGUUCUUUCUUGUGCGAUAGUAGGACCAAUAACUAAGGAAAAUUUAUUUGUCAAACGAGGGAGCAUCAAAAAACUUUUUUUUUUCGUUGUAAAACAUACUUUAGUGAUGAUGAAAAAUAUAAUUUAAAAAAUAAUUUAA
Messenger RNA from Lutzomyia longipalpis, 6895 nucleotides. It is a transcript of the gene Eip75B, whose product is annotated as ecdysone-induced protein 75B, isoforms C/D. The transcript has 6 exons. Gene Ontology annotation, molecular function: nuclear receptor activity; zinc ion binding; RNA polymerase II cis-regulatory region sequence-specific DNA binding. The record is from RefSeq and is a predicted model, not a curated record. Gene Ontology annotation, biological process: cell differentiation; hormone-mediated signaling pathway; positive regulation of transcription by RNA polymerase II. Lineage: Eukaryota; Metazoa; Arthropoda; Insecta; Diptera; Psychodidae. Bases 1061 to 3673 code for a protein of 870 amino acids.